This is a messenger RNA of Lutzomyia longipalpis, 1604 nucleotides long. RefSeq names its product crossover junction endonuclease MUS81 (gene mus81). The transcript has 3 exons. Gene Ontology annotation, cellular component: nucleus; Holliday junction resolvase complex. The record is from RefSeq and is a predicted model, not a curated record. Gene Ontology annotation, biological process: DNA catabolic process; resolution of meiotic recombination intermediates; double-strand break repair via break-induced replication. Bases 40 to 1362 code for a protein of 440 amino acids. Gene Ontology annotation, molecular function: DNA binding; 3'-flap endonuclease activity; crossover junction DNA endonuclease activity. NCBI's taxonomy places the organism in Eukaryota, Metazoa, Arthropoda, Insecta, Diptera, Psychodidae.
CAAAAACUUCAGCAUAGUAUUGUAUACAACAUAAUUUUUAUGCGCGAUUUUCUUAUUACAUAUUUUGUUGAUAAAGAAAUGAAGGUGUCCGGCUUAAGAGAGCGCAUGACGAUUAAGUACAAUAAUCCAAAUCCACUCUUCAAGAAAUGGCUCCAAGAAUGGUUGAAGCACUCCGAGGAAAAUAAUCUUGGAAACAGAUCUGCUUUAUCAAAAGCCCUGGAGUCUCUCGAGAAGUAUCCUCUGCCAAUUCAAUCAGCCCGGGAAUGCAUUAUCCUUGAAGGAUUUGGUCCAACUAUUUGUGAAAUGCUGGAGAAGAAACUCAUCAAGCACAGGAAUGACCAAGAAGGUACUAAUCAACAUUUAACAGCUGCAGGAUCAGCAGUGGAAGCUGAAAAACCUCAAAAGUUCAAAAGGAAUCCUUCACAUAAAUCUCCCAAAAAGAAAAGGACAAGAAAGGAGCCGUGUCCUGCAGUAAUUCCUGAUGCCAAGAAGAAAGAGACCGAGGAGCCACUUGUGGCAAUAAUGUCUGCUAAUAUGUUCCAAAUCAUUUUAUUGGUUGAUACUCAAGAGACUAAAGGGAAAACAAAAAAAACAGUCGAUGCUACAUUGAAAGAACUCGAUAGCUUCAGAGAAACUUAUGAAGUGAGGCACCUCAGUGUUGGUGACUUUGCCUGGAUUGCUCGUGAUGCGUCUGGGAGUGAGCUCGUUUUGCCGUACAUUGUGGAGCGAAAGAGGGUGGAUGAUUUGGGGAGUAGCAUUAGAGAUGCGAGAUUCCACGAGCAAAAAUUUCGAUUGAUGCAGAGCGGAAUUCCGAAUGUGAUUUACAUGGUUGAGAUGUACGAAUCGCGACAUUUGGGACUUCCAUUCAAGACCAUCAUGCAGGCUGCCAUGAAUACCAACGUCCACAAUGGGUUCACUGUUAAAAUCACCGAUAAUCACCAUGGGAGUAUGCUCUACUUGAGUGUCUUGACAAAGAUGCUGAGGAGGGUGUUUGCGGAAAAAAUCUUAGUUGAGUGUCCAAAGGCAAACCUUAAAGAAUUCAAUCUCUCUGAUGAAUUUGUCUCAUUGAUGAAUUUUGCUGAAUUCAACACACUCUCCUCGAAGACACGAGAUAUGAAAGUUCGCGAUUUCUUUGCUUUGCAAUUAAUUCAGCUAUCAGGACUUUCGGUGGAUAAAGCCCUGGCCAUUGUACGCAUAUACGGCACACCAAAACUCCUCCUGAAUGCAUACAGAGAUUGCAGGAAUCAGGAUGCAGCUAAAAAUCUCCUGGCAAAUAUCAAAUAUGGAAAAGCAAACAGACAAAUUGGACAGAAAUUGAGCGAGAACAUUUAUGAGUUUUAUCACAACAUUCGUCCCAGCUAAGACCCUUACUGAUUGGGCCACAGAGUCUUCUCUAGCCAAUCAAUGUAGUGUGAGAUACGUGUGUAAACUCCAGGUUGACCAGCUGUACCACAUCCCUUGCCGAAUGAUGUCACACCAAUCACAUUGUACAUGCAGUAGACAUCAUUAUUGAAGAUCUGCAGAGGACCUCCUGAGUCACCCUGAAAUUGAGCCCAAAGUAUGUAUUUGUAUUAUUUUUUUAAAAUUGAUUAGAAAUCUUAAAA